Beta vulgaris subsp. vulgaris (sugar beet) is the source of this 4926-nucleotide messenger RNA. Its product is annotated as protein SPIRRIG. The transcript has 4 exons. Bases 443 to 4708 code for a protein of 1421 amino acids. NCBI's taxonomy places the organism in Eukaryota, Viridiplantae, Streptophyta, Magnoliopsida, Caryophyllales, Amaranthaceae. The record is from RefSeq and is a predicted model, not a curated record.
UUUGUUUCCAACAUCUUGGUAGAGUCCAAGAAAAACCAAAACUCCUAUGGUUGACCAAAGUGAAGGAAAGUCUUUUUCUUCCAAAGUUCCAACUUUUAUGCGAUCACUCAACUAAAAAUUGUGGGAAGAUUGAGAAUCUUCCCUCUAAUAAUUUGGGAGCACUACUUAUCACAAUGUAAGCCAAUAAUACGCCAUAUGUUCGAGAAAAUGACCCAAUGAAAAUAAUAGUUGUAUGCAAAUUUUAGCUCCUUUGGUGAUUCACCUAUAAAAAUUUCUCCAAAAGAAAGAGAAGAAGUGCUUUACACGUUGUAGUUUUUGCCGUGGAAGAAGUAUUGAACUCACUAUUAUACUCCAUGAUCAUGGCACUCAAUUUCUUUACUGUUUCUCAACCAACCUUCAAAAACUGCAAAAAAUUCAUACCCAGAAACCUAAAGAUUCAAAAAUGGAGUCUUGGGUUGGUACAUUGUUCAAGGACAUUGGAGAAAAGGUUGGAUUUUCUGGGCAUUCAUCAACUACUACCCUUUUCACUUUAUUAUCUCGAGAAAAUGAAGUUGAAGAAAUCCCAACAAAUUCAGAAACUUCUAUUGAUUAUUUUCCUUCAAGGUUGUCACCUCCAGAACUGCUGCUACUUAUUCAGUAUGUUUUGCAAAUGGAGCUCCUAAACGCAAGCCACAAUCUCAAUAAUAUUUUGGGAAGACUCCUAUUCAUGGAACAUUUGGCCUCUGAGAGCGUUUCUUCUGCACCUUGUUUGGCGUUUGACAUGAGCAAGAAGGGGCAUGCUUGUAUUACAGCACCACUUGGGGUGAAGGCAUGGCCACCGGAGGUGGGCUACACUUUUGUUUGCUGGUUUCAGUAUAUAGGUUUAAAAUCACAGCAAACAGAACACCGAGGGACAAUGAAACUGAAAUUGUUUUCUCUUAAUUCAACAGAUAGUGAGAACACAUUGGAGGAAGAACUUUAUCUCCAGGAGGGUGGUGUGCUAACUUUUGCAAUAAAUAGUAGCUCUUCACUGUCUUUUCCUAGUUUGGAAUUGAAAGAAGGCGUAUGGUACCAUCUUGCCAUUGUCCGAAGCAAGAGAAUUGAUGUAGAUACAGAGAAUUUCUCUGGUAGUGUGCAGAGUGUACACAUAUAUCUUAAUGGGAAGCUGAGCGACACUGCGGAACUUGCAUACACUCCAAUGCUUGUUAACAGGGAAUUGCAGAUAAUUAUUGGAACACCUGCUAACCAUGCAAGGGUGAGUGAUUUGCAGUGGGAACUUCGAAGUUGCUACCUUUUUCAAGAACCUCUCUCUGCCGAGAUCGUCCAUUUUAUGUACACGCUUGCUAAAAGAUGCAAACUUUUAGUUCAAGGCUUAGAUGAUUCUCACUCCAAUUUGAAUGAAGACGGUGGGGGAGAGAGAUUUUCUACGUUAGACUCAAGUUUAGAUACUGGAACAGGAAGUUUAGAUACUUCUGACAAGUCAAAGAGACCUGAGACAGAUGGCUCAGAGACAAUUUGGGACAUGGAUAUGCUAGAAAAUCUCUGGUUGCAACUUUUUAGAAAGAAACUUCUGUGUGCCUUUAAUGCAGCACGGAUAGAAGCUUUGCCAGCAUCACAUACUUUGACCUUGCUCAAUCUUGUUGAUCCUAUGUCAGCUGCUGCUUCUCCAACUGGAAUUCCACGCUUUGGGCAUUUCUAUGGUGAUGUCUCCAUCUGUAGGAGGUGUAUAAUAGGAAAUGUCAUGUGCCCAGUUACAGGGAUAGCUGUUAUUUUAGCUCUUAUUGAAACUGCUAAAACAAGCAACACACUUCACAUAGCCUUGACGUUACUUGCGUCUGUUCUUCAACGGAAUCCUCAGAGGGUUCAACAGAUGAAAGCAUGCAAAGGUUAUGAGUUGCUAUCUCUAUACCUCCAAAGGAAAAUGUCCUUGUUUGACGUUCAAUGUCUUGAGAUUCUUUUCAAGAUUGCCGUGUCUGAGGAUCCAUUAAAACUAAAGAAUAGCCAAACUACUUCUCCAUUUGCAGAAGCCUUGCCUCUGUCCAGUUCUCUAGAAGCUAAUACAGCAGAGUUUCUGGACAAUAUUUCUCCAAUGGGGAAUCAUGGGAGUGUACAUGAUUUCUCUACAAAUGGAAUAACAAGUCAUAAUUUUGAUCGUGUGGCUAAUACAACAGCUGCUUCAUUGAUCUCCAGUGCAAUAUCUGAUGCUGAUAUAGUAGAGUAUGUCUUGCUGGACUGGACACUCUGGGUGAUUGCACCUGUUUCCAUCCAGCUUCAAAUACUGAGUUUCUUUGAGAAUUUGAUCACUGUGUAUACAUACAAAGAUCAUAAUCUCACUGUUCUUCGAGAAAGAAACAUUGUUCAUCAUGUGCUAGCAGAUUUACGAAGGGAUGAUGUUGAAAUGCUUGUCUUAGAGAAAUUUGUUAUCCUACUCGGUGUCAUCUUACAGCACGAGUUUCUUGACUCUGAAUUGGAAAGCGUUGCAACAUUCGUGCUUACAACCUUUGAUCCUCCUGAAGUAAUGAAACCUUUUCAAAUCACAAGAGAGGAAAAGAGUAAGCAUCUGACUAUGAGAAAUAUCCUCCUGGAGACACUCGUCGACUUACAAGUGACUAUAUAUUCAGAUGAAUUGCUUGAGAAAUGGCAUGAAAUUGUCUCAUCAAAACUCAUUAAAUAUUUUCUUGAUGAGGCUGUUCAUCCUACAAGCAUGAUAUGGAUCAUUACCCAUCUGGGUUUAUGCCUCACAUCAUCUCCUGGAUUUCCUAUUAAAUUUGAGAGCAGUGGGGGCUACCAAGCACUGGCUCGUGUACUUCCAAGGUUCUAUGAUUUUCUUGACAUAUAUUAUACUCUUUUCUGCUUGAUAUUUGGCAAGCCUAUAUACCCAAGAUUACCUGAAGUUGGAAUUAUGGACUUUGAGGCAUUAAUGCUGAGUAAUGAGGAAUUUGGUGACUUGAAAUUUGCCGGCCUUUUGGAUUCUGUAAUUGCUAUGGUGAAAGUUGUAUUUGAUCAGAUAAAAGUCCAACCAAAUCUUGCUCUGCAAGCUGCAGCUGUCUCUCAAGCUUCUGCAGUGGACCUUGCAGAGGAAAACAUCGAUAUUAUAGAAGUAAAAAUUGGUGAAGAAGCUGUGAGGCACACAACGCAUACUGCAGCUUUACAUGGUUGGGAGGCCUCUGCUACUAAUGCAACUUCAGUUCUGAGAUUUAUGGCUAACUUCGCUAAGAUGUCACCCUCUUUCUCUAUUAUUUGUGAUCGAACUGGAUUUCUUGAAAGUUGUGUGGAUCUUUACUUCUCUGUUGUGAGGGCUUAUAUGGCUAUAAAGUUGACCAGAGAACCUAAUGUUGCAACAACUUCCACCAGUUCUUCCAUCUUAGCUAGUGAAGGCGAUGAAUUCCCAUCUUCAAAGUCUGGUUUUCAGAAAUCAUCCACUGAACAUCCAAAUUUUAUGACAACCUCCCAUCUUCUGCUGGAAAUUGACAAUUCUGGCUAUAGUGGUGAACCAAGUUCAGUAGGAGGCACGGCUAUCUUGGAUCUUAUAGCAGAAGUACUCUCAAUUACUCUGAUUGAGCAUACAAAUCCAGUUGCAACAAUUGAAAACCUUUUAGAGAGUGUCCCCUUAUAUCUUGAUUCGGAAUCUAUUCUAACUUUCCGUGCACUUUGCCUCACUCGAGUCAUGAAUUAUUUGGAGAGACGACUUCUACAGAGUGAUGAGACAUAUAACCAAAGAAGGGAUAAGAACAAUUUGUGGUCAAAUUUAGGAUCAUUUUGCAAUUUGAUUGUUGACUGUGUUUUUCUGGGUGUUUUCCCUCGGCCUUCAGAUGUGAUGAGAGUGCUAGAAUUCUGUUUAUUGAUGCUGCAUUCAGUAAAGAAAGACUAUCAAACUCAGGAAUCAUCCAUGCCAUGGACUGGCCUAGUAUCAAUUUUGAGAGGAAGCAAGCCAAUAAAUGUUAUCUAUAAGAGCACAAAUAGGAUGGUGCUGUAUUGUUUUCUUCCAUCCUUCUUGGCAUCCCUUGAGAAGGAUCCUCUCAUUUCACAAGAAGAAAAAAGGGUAGAUAUUUGCCUAGUUUUGGAACUGAUACAUGCUCAUAAAGAAAUCAUCUUCCAUCCAAGCAAUGUGGAUACUGAUCUUUAUUGCUCCCUCUGCAUUAAUCUUAUCGCACUCUUCUCUGACCAGCAAACAGAUGCUCGAAAUGCUGCCAUGAGUAUCCUAAAGUACUUGCUAGUACAUUCCCGAGCCUCCCUUGAAGACGUGCUCAUAUCAAAACCAGGGCACAACAAGAAAAUCUUGGAUGUACUGAAUGGGGGUUUCGAUAAACUCUUGACAGAAAACAUGUCUACUUUCAUGAGGUGGUUUCAGAGGUCCGAGCAUGAUAUUAAGCGUGUGUUGCAGCAGUUUGCGGAGAUCAGAUGGUCACAAUAUAUUGAAGAAUCAACAAAGUUCAGAAGAGAAAGAUUUGAGUUAUUGGAGGAUCAUUGGGCAACUAAAAUGGGAAGGAAGGUUGAGCAUGCUACUAAACUUGAUAUCGCGUAUUGGGAUCAGUGCAUUCAAAGGAGGUCUACUCUUUCAGCAAUGAAAAACGUAAUGAGUACUGAGUUAAAGCUUGGUUAUGAGAAGAAGCGCGAAUCAGUUCAUCAUGCAGAGAAUGAAUGGAGAAGUCAUUUUGAACAACUUGGGCAUGAACAUAAAGGGGAGAUCAUUAGCUCUUUAGUUUGGGAAGAUUACUGGCCCUUGUGAUUAAUAGAUUGCAAACAUUUGUAAGCAUUAAGAAUAAGUUGCCAAGUUUUAUUAGAUAAAAGUUUAUGUUGUUUUUAUAUGUUGCUUAAUUAAUUGGGUGAUUGAUUAGCAAUGAUAGAACAAUCUCCACAAGGGAUGCACAAUAGUGCUGGAUCUAGAAAAGUUAUAAUUGGGUGAUGUUUAUGUUCCAGGUGAAGUGUGAGUGUAUUUAUACCCUA